This is a messenger RNA of Prorocentrum cordatum, 168 nucleotides long. The record is from the annotation of a GenBank genome assembly. Lineage: Eukaryota; Dinophyceae; Prorocentrales; Prorocentraceae.
AUGACAGACGUGUCGCAUGAGCCCAAGGACGCCCUUGCGCUCCUCGACAAGGCGGCCAGUGAAGGUCCGGGCGAUUUGAACAAGUGGCUGACCGCCGAGGCGCGCAAGCUGCGCACCCUGGGCUCCUCCGGCGAGCCGGCCUCGAAGAGGUCCAAGACUGCUGCCUGA